ACACACACCCCCCCCUCCCAGUCAUUGCUGAGAAACAGACGUAAGUGGAAGAGGCAACCAAGAGCACGUAGAAGGCUUUGGACACAGUGUGACUCUAUGGCUAAGACACAGAUGUCAGGAAGCUCUGAUGCACCCCAGGGACCAGAAGGAAGCCUUCCACGGUGAAAGGUCUCGCUGGAGGCUGUGAGAUUGCUGGCUCAGUUAGAGCUGCUUUGCGCAAGCCCUGUCAACUCUGGCCCCUUUCCCAACGCCGUGGCCCGCUGUGCUCUGUGCUCUGGCUGCCACUGUUCCUGCUACUGUGGUUCCGAGAAGCUGGGAUUACUGCUGCUGCUGCUGGAGACCCGGACCCACCAGCAAAGGAAGGCAGUUUAACGACCGCCCCGUCUUCACCUUCCUGGUGUGAGCAAGAGAACCACAGAAGAAGAGGAAAGAACUGCAGCAGUGGCUUUGACAUACCCAGGAGCUGGCAAACGAUGGACAGCAGACAGAGAGCGGAGACCCUGCUGUCUCUGUCACCAGCUGAAACUGCCAACCUCAAGGAAGGAAUCAAUUUUUUCCGAAAUAAGGCUACUGGCAAAGAGUUCAUCUUGUACAAGGAGAAGGACCACCUGAAGGCAUGCAAGAACCUCUGCAAGCACCAAGGAGGCCUGUUCCUGAAAGACAUCGAGGACUUAGACGGAAGGUCCGUUAAAUGCACAAAGCACAACUGGAAGUUAGAUGUGAGCACCAUGAAGUACAUCAACCCUCCAGGGAGCUUCUGUCAGGACGAGCUGGUUGUCGAAAUGGAUGAAAACAAUGGGCUAUUGCUUAUAGAACUGAACCCUCCUAACCCUUGGGACUCUGAUCCCAGGUCUCCUGAAGAGUUGGCUUUUGGGGAAGUACAGAUAACAUAUCUCACUCACGCCUGCAUGGACCUCAAGUUGGGAGACAAGCGGAUGGUGUUUGACCCUUGGUUAAUCGGCCCUGCUUUUGCCCGAGGAUGGUGGUUACUCCACGAGCCCCCGUCUGACUGGCUGGAGAGGCUGUGCAAAGCAGAUCUCAUUUACAUCAGCCACAUGCACUCAGACCACCUGAGUUACCCCACUCUGAAGCAACUUUCCCAGAAACGACCAGACAUUCCCAUUUAUGUUGGUGACACAGAAAGGCCCGUGUUUUGGAAUCUGGACCAGAGCGGUGUCCGGUUAACUAACAUCAAUGUGGUACCGUUUGGACUGUGGCAACAGGUAGAUAAAAAUCUCCGGUUCAUGAUCCUGAUGGAUGGCGUUCAUCCUGAGAUGGACACAUGCAUUAUUGUGGAGUACAAAGGUCAUAAAAUCCUCAACACAGUGGACUGCACCAGACCCAAUGGGGGAAGGCUGCCUGAGAAAGUUGCUCUAAUGAUGAGCGAUUUUGCUGGGGGCGCAUCAGGCUUUCCAAUGACUUUCAGUGGUGGAAAAUUUACCGAGGAGUGGAAAGCCCAGUUCAUUAAGGCGGAGAGAAGAAAGCUUCUGAAUUACAAAGCUCAGCUGGUGAAGGACCUACAGCCUCGAAUCUACUGCCCCUUUGCUGGGUACUUUGUGGAAUCUCACCCAUCUGACAAGUAUAUUAAGGAAACAAACGUCAAAAAUGACCCAAAUCAACUCAACAAUCUUAUCAAGAAAAACUGUGAUGUGGUGACCUGGACCCCACGACCUGGAGCUACCCUUGACCUGGGCAGGAUGCUGAAGGACCCAACAGACAGCAAGGGCAUCGUGGAGCCUCCAGAAGGGACAAAAAUUUACAAGGAUUCCUGGGACUUUGGCCCCUACCUGAAGACCUUGCAUUCUGCUGUAGAAGACGAAAUCUUCCUUCACUCGUCCUGGAUAAAAGAGUACUUCACUUGGGCUGGAUUUAAGAGUUACAACCUGGUGGUCAGGAUGAUUGAAACAGAUGAAGACUUCAACCCUUUGCCUGGAGGGUACGACUAUCUGGUGGACUUUCUAGAUUUAUCUUUUCCAAAGGAAAGACCAAGCAGGGAGCAUCCCUAUGAAGAAAUCCGCAGCCGCGUGGAUGUCAUCAGGUACGUGGUGAGGCACGGCCUGCUGUGGGACGACCUGUACAUCGGAUUCCAGACCCGGCUGCGGCGGGACCCUGACAUAUACCACCAUCUGUUUUGGAAUCAUUUUCAGAUAAAACUGCCUCUAACACCACCCAACUGGAGGUCUUUCCUGAUGCACUGUGGUUAGACCAGACUUGGCAUGUCCCAGAUUAAUCCCACAGACAGCAUCAUGAAGACUGUUUUCAGAGAGAAUUGCUGACACCAUCGAUUUACCAGACUCAGGCCGAGGAGCUGCCCCGAAUGGUCCCACCUCACUGGAACUGAAAAGACCUUGAUUCAGUUAUGAAGUCUGUCGAUUCAUGGAGCCUGGGAAUUCUAACAGUUAGAUAGAUCUUUGAUUAAGGGAUGAUACAACAUUCGUUAAUAAUCUUACAGAGAAAGUACUUUAAAAGUCAACAGAAAAUAAGAAUCUAUGUCUUCAAAAUAACAACAGCAAAAACCCACAAAAAGAACUCCUUCUAGGCCUUUUAAAAAUACUUUUUCAAUGUUGAAAAUAGGCAACUAAAUUGCCUGUGGGUUUUUGUGUCUAUUUUUGAUUUAAAAAGUUGUGAUUAUUUCAGAUGUACUAAUUGGUUUGUAAGAAACUGUAAUUGGUAUUCAAGGUUCUUUGCAUGUGGUUUUCUAAUAUCCCUUCACACAGUGACAAUCAAGUGUUCUUUCUGACUGUCACCUACCUCUUGAAUGUGACCUCAAAAUUGUUUCUUAACUCUGAUCAACAGAAGACUGACUGUCUCCUUCUCACUAAAAUCAACAACACGGAUGAUAGAUCAUUCUUGUUUAUUUCACUCUAGGAAAAAUAGAAAUGCCUAGAAGUCAGAAAUUGGACCUUGUGAUUUAUACUGUAUAGUAAGUUAUUGUUACUACUAAAAUAAUGUAAUGUUUAUCAAAAGAGAUGUUCAAAUGUAUAUGAUGGGCAAAUAAAAGAUUAUCUUAAACAGAAA
Peromyscus maniculatus bairdii (prairie deer mouse) is the source of this 3018-nucleotide messenger RNA. RefSeq names its product cytidine monophosphate-N-acetylneuraminic acid hydroxylase. The record is from RefSeq and is a predicted model, not a curated record. Gene Ontology annotation, molecular function: 2 iron, 2 sulfur cluster binding; CMP-N-acetylneuraminate monooxygenase activity. Gene Ontology annotation, biological process: CMP-N-acetylneuraminate metabolic process. Lineage: Eukaryota; Metazoa; Chordata; Mammalia; Rodentia; Cricetidae. Gene Ontology annotation, cellular component: cytoplasm.